Molecule: messenger RNA, 1448 nt
Organism: Metopolophium dirhodum (rose-grain aphid)
Lineage: Eukaryota; Metazoa; Arthropoda; Insecta; Hemiptera; Aphididae
Product: pituitary homeobox homolog Ptx1-like
Biological process (GO): anatomical structure morphogenesis; regulation of transcription by RNA polymerase II
Cellular component (GO): nucleus
Molecular function (GO): DNA-binding transcription factor activity, RNA polymerase II-specific; RNA polymerase II cis-regulatory region sequence-specific DNA binding
Source: RefSeq, a predicted model, not a curated record
GUUUAAAUGUAUACACGUCAUAACGUCCGAUGUUCCCGAAAAAUCGCUGGCGAUAUCAUAGGUUUUUUUCCGAAAUUUCAACUGAGUGUUCACUUCCCGCAUUCGAAUCCGGUGAUGGUCGUUGGCCUUUGAUAAGCGAAAAUCGAGAUUUCAAAAACCCAAAAAUGAUGGAACGCCUGGAAAACCUGACCGACCCGAGUCUGUGUCUUCAAGACUUGGUGUCGUCGACGGGUUCCGAUCACCAUAACGUCGCAUUACAGCACGCGUCACCGGCAUCGUUUCACCAUCCCGUGCACGACGGCAGUGCCGGAUUGCACCAAGGCAUGCUUGGACACCACCACGUGCACCAUCACGACGGUCAUCACCAUCAUCAUCACACGUCGGUGCCGUGUCCGCCGUCACUGUUGCACCACGAACCGUUGGAAAAACUUAAGAGAGUGUGGGCAGAGACGGGAGACUUCCGUGAUAACAAUCAUCAUGGCCUUUCUACGGAUCAUACGUCACAGCUUAACUUUGGUUCAUCCAGGAGUAGAAAUCGUGACAGAAAAGGGCGGGUGGACACGAUCGGUGCUACCGGUAUAAAAACUGAGGGUAUAGACACGGGAGUUGGCGUGGUUACCGACGACGGAAAGGACGCCAACAUUAAAAACAACAAAAACACGAAAAGACAGAGGAGACAGAGGACGCAUUUCACUUCGCAACAGCUUCAGGAACUGGAGGCCACGUUCACCAGAAACCGGUACCCAGACAUGAGCACCAGGGAAGAGAUAGCCAUGUGGACGAACCUCACAGAGGCCAGAGUCAGGGUAUGGUUCAAAAACCGGAGGGCCAAGUGGCGGAAACGCGAGAGGAACGCGAUGAACGCCGCAGCGGCUGCGGCUGUGGACUUUAAGAACGGGUUCGGAACGCAAUUCAACGGCCUCAUGCAACCAUUCACUGACACAGACUCGCUGUACAGUACAGCUUACACGUCGUACAAUAAUUGGGCGACCAAGGUGCCGAGCCCGUUGGGAUCGAAGACGUUCCCGUGGUCGGUGAACCCGUUGGGCACAGUGAACCAUCAUCACCACCAGGCGCCGGUCAACUGUUUCAACGCGGCCACUUCGGCGGCCGGGUCCAUGUUGCCGACGCCCGCACCGCAGAACGGGCCACCGUACUGUCCACCCACCACACCGUACUCCGUGUACCACCACCGGCCGGCCGAGCCAUGCAACGUCAUGUCCAGCAGCAUCGCCAGCCUCCGGCUCAAGGCCAAACAGCACGCGUCCGGGUUUGGUGGUUACCAGCCCGCGGGUUCACCGGGUUCGCUGCAGGCGCAGGCCAACGGCGGUAACCGGUCAUCGUCGUCGUCGUCUUGUCAGCAACAGUACGGCGGCGGACAGGGCGCAGGUGGCGGUGGUGGCGGCGGCGGGAACUCCGGCAGCGAAGGCACGCGGACGCCCGUCUGA